UCAACUGUCUAGAUGCAUUGCUUAAAUUAGCAUAGGCUUAAAGGGGUAUGUUUGGAACCUUUUCCUUUUUCUCAUGGCUUCGGUUAAAGCUGAGGAAGAUCUGCUGUUUUUCAUCGUUUUAAAGCAAGUUCAGGGCUCAAUCUCACAGUGACAGCUUCUUCUUUCCUUUCUCUUCUCAGAAUUUCAUUCUCCUUCUCUCUGAUUCUCAAGUGAGCCAUCUUGUUUUCACUGUAAGUCUAUUUCCUCAUUUGGGUUUCAUCAAUUUCGAUCUUUAGAUCGAAUUCCGGUUCGAGAAAGGCCGAUAUUUCAUGGUUGUUGUUUCUUUCUUCGUUGUGGGAGUUUUUAUUAAUGGAUUCUUUCACUCAGUAUCAUCUGAUCUCGAUUAGACAUGGAUUCCAUUGAUGGGUUUUCCUUCAAUUCAAUAUUUGGUUGUUCGACGUCUUUCAUCGAACCUAUUGUAAGAUUCUAUGAAAGGAAUCCAAUAAAAGCCAACGUAAAAGAACCAAUCACCAAUGUGAAAUAGCAAUGGAUAAGAGUCGUAUCGGUUCCAUUAGCAGUUCUGAUCUCAUCGACGCAAAGCUUGAACGGCAUCAGAUGUGUCUAACCGUAAGGUGCCCGGGUUGUGGAUACAUGCUCGAUCGAAAACGGGACUGGUUAGGGCUUCCAGCCGGAGUGAAAUUUGAUCCAACAGAUCAAGAGUUGAUAGAGCACCUUGAGGCGAAGGUAGAAGAAGAAUCGGGGAACUCGAAAUCUCAUCCUCUGAUAGAUGAAUUCAUCCCUACAAUAGAAGGGGAAGAUGGAAUCUGCUACACCCAUCCUGAAAAACUUCCAGGUGUAACAAAGGACGGUCUAAUCAGGCAUUUCUUCCACAGGCCAUCCAAGGCCUACACCACUGGAACGAGGAAAAGGAGGAAAAUCCAAACAGAAUGCGAUCUGCAAGGAGGUGAAACAAGGUGGCACAAAACAGGCAAAACAAGGCCUGUGAUGGUGAUUGGGAAGCAAAAAGGAUGCAAGAAGAUCUUGGUCUUGUACACUAACUUUGGGAAGCGUAGAAAGCCAGAAAAAACCAACUGGGUCAUGCAUCAAUACCACUUGGGUCUGUCUGAUGAAGAGAAAGAAGGUGAACUUGUGGUCUCAAAGAUCUUCUACCAGACCCAACCCAGGCAAUGCAAUUGGACGGAUAAGAUUGCAGGUGGAGAGAGCAUUGAGCAUAGAAGGGAGACUGGUAGUGAGAGCUGUUCUUCUAGAGAAGUUACCAGCAAUAGAGAUCAUGAUUUGUCGGUGGUUGGGAUUCCAAGCUACAGUUCCAUGGACAUCCAACGGCUGAAACCUGAUCAUUUUAUCUUUGGUCCACUGGGGAAGAGCAUUGAUGAGGUUGGUCAGAGAGAAGCUUCAAAUGCAAGGAAGGCAUCAGGUAGCAUGUGCACCGAGCAUGAAGAGCUGGACCAGCAAAAGUCUCUCCACGUGACCCACGAGAAUCCAGUCGUAACAUCAGCUUACCAAAUCAGCAGGCAAUCAAACCCAAUCACCACCGUUGUUUCUCAACCCCUCCCCCAAACUUCCAUUGUUCUUGAUGACCCCUAUCAGGUCCCAGCUAUAAUCCUCCAACAUGAAAAUUUCCAGCAACAGCAUCAUCAACAAAAACUGGCAGAAAGAUCUGCUUCUGGUUUGGAAGAAAUAAUACUGGGGUGCACUUCGGGAGCAGUGAAAGAAGUAGGAUGCGUCAAUCACAAACCCUCAAGAGACAGAAUGGCUAAAGUAUUCUUACUGGUCUGAACCUGACAACCACCCCCCUAAUCAGGGGUAGGAGCAAAAUACAGUAAGGAGAAAAACCCUAACAUCCCACAACAAAAAACACCAUCAUCGUCAACAUCAACAUAAGCAUCAUUCCCUCUCUUAUUCUUUAUUAGGGUUUUGCAUAAACCAACUGUGCAAUAGUCCAAGUUGGAAAGACAGAAAUACCAAAACAAGAAGAAAAAAGAAAGAGAAAAAAAAAAAGAAAAAAAAAAGAAAAAAAGAAAAAAAAGGAAAAGGAAAAGGAAAAGGAAAGAAAAGCUGCUAUUGAUGACAAUAGAAGGGAAGCCAAAUGCCCAAAGCAAAUCACCAUUCAUGGAAAUCAUCCGCACCAUCCAUUAUAAUGCCCCUGGGUGCCACUGUUCCACCAUUUCUAGUUUUUCACUGUACAAUAGUUGUUUUGACCAUUGUCUUCUUCUCAUGUUAUUGUUUCUACCUAUGUUAAGAGCUCAAA
Magnolia sinica is the source of this 2248-nucleotide messenger RNA. Its product is annotated as NAC domain-containing protein 75-like. Gene Ontology annotation, cellular component: nucleus. The transcript is spliced from 6 exons. The record is from RefSeq and is a predicted model, not a curated record. Gene Ontology annotation, molecular function: DNA-binding transcription factor activity; transcription cis-regulatory region binding. Gene Ontology annotation, biological process: regulation of DNA-templated transcription. NCBI's taxonomy places the organism in Eukaryota, Viridiplantae, Streptophyta, Magnoliopsida, Magnoliales, Magnoliaceae. The coding region runs from base 526 to 1776 and encodes 416 amino acids.